Messenger RNA from Caenorhabditis elegans, 960 nucleotides. It is a transcript of the gene fbxc-31, whose product is annotated as F-box C protein. The record is from RefSeq and is marked reviewed. The transcript has 3 exons. Bases 27 to 893 code for a protein of 288 amino acids. Lineage: Eukaryota; Metazoa; Nematoda; Chromadorea; Rhabditida; Rhabditidae.
UUUAUACCACAAGUUUCUGAAUAAAAAUGUCUUAUUCGAAGCCGCUUGCCUACCCAAGUCAAAAAUGUGUCAUCAAGCAUAUGGAGGUUAAUUCGAGAUUCAAGCUUUCCCAUCAAUCCCCAUCAAUCCGGAAAAUCGAAAAAUCAACUCCUCUAAGAAUCGACAGCUUGACUUUGAAACUGGAUCAGUGUAGUGUCAAGAUCAACAAUAUAUUACACACUUUCCGCAAAGAGAAGCUUCCCAAAAAUAUGCAGCUCCCCCAAGCAUUCAUGUGCUUGAUGUCCAAGCUGUUCUGUGGUAGACGGGAUCCUAUUCAAGUGAAAACGCUGUCGAUUGAGUGUAAAGGGUCUCUACAGCUUCCUGCAGGCCUCUGCUUGAAAGUGAGCCAUUUGGAAAUCCUGGGCUCUGGAGUGGAUAAAAUUGCUGAUGACUUACAACCACUACUCAGAGGAUCCAAAUUACAAUCCAUCACUGUUAACAACGACUUUAACAUACAUCAUCCUAUAUUCAAAACCGCCCAUCUCCUAAUCCUCAAAAACCCUAAUAAGAACUUGUUCCGAGCGACUGCUGCGAGCAAUGUUAUGGUGAAAAGUACUUGUCAGUUCUUAGAUCUCUUCGACAAAAUUGUAGAACUUAUCAGAAACUGGCAAUCUUAUGGACAAAAAAUCGGAGCAAUCUGGAAUUUUUCGAUGCGUCAGGAACAGUUUGCUCUGUUAAGUUUAGUGCAACUCCGGAAACUGCCUGGCGCCAGCUAUAAAGGACAUGAAAAAUUUUCGGAAUCUGGUCGCAGUAUCAUAAUUCCAAUCGACAACUCCGCCGAAGUCCAUGCUUUUGUCAAGAAGGAGCAAGAUGAUUGCAAUUUGAAUGUGAUUGUUCGUCGGAGGCAAUUUUAAUUAUUUUCUUUUAAUGUUCAGUUUAAUUUAAUUCAACUCAAAUAAUUUAAUAAAUACAUCUAAUUAA